CCGGAAGUUCUCGACCUAUCGAGCUAAUUUGAACGAGGGGACUCUUUUCGCUGUGACACAGAAAACAAGCACGGAUGUAAUUUGAGAGGACGCCGGCUUCUCUUCCGGUCUCUUUCCCUCGGCCCCUGUGCGAAAAUGACGAAGGGAACAUCCUCUUUCGGUAAGCGCAGGAACAAGACUCACACGCUGUGCCGUCGUUGUGGCUCCAAAGCCUACCACCUGCAGAAGUCGUCCUGCGGCAAGUGUGGCUACCCUCAGAAACGCAAGAGAAAGUACAACUGGAGCGCAAAGGCCAAGCGGAGGAACACCACUGGCACCGGUCGUCUGAGGCAUCUCAAGGUCGUCUACCGUAGAUUCAGGAAUGGCUUCCGGGAAGGUACCACCCCCAAGCCCAGACGUGCUGCGGUGGCCGCUUCCAGCUCCUCCUAAAAGACACAUUUUUGUUUGAAUAAAUGUGACCAAUAGACAAAGAUCA
Molecule: messenger RNA, 475 nt
Organism: Syngnathoides biaculeatus (alligator pipefish)
Lineage: Eukaryota; Metazoa; Chordata; Actinopteri; Syngnathiformes; Syngnathidae
Gene: rpl37
Product: ribosomal protein L37
Exons: 4
Coding region: 136-429 (97 amino acids)
Biological process (GO): translation
Cellular component (GO): cytosolic large ribosomal subunit; ribosome
Molecular function (GO): RNA binding; structural constituent of ribosome
Source: RefSeq, a predicted model, not a curated record